Molecule: messenger RNA, 1980 nt
Organism: Rhizoctonia solani
Lineage: Eukaryota; Fungi; Basidiomycota; Agaricomycetes; Cantharellales; Ceratobasidiaceae
Product: P21-activated kinase 1
Exons: 6
Coding region: 1-1980 (659 amino acids)
Biological process (GO): protein phosphorylation; intracellular signal transduction; regulation of MAPK cascade
Cellular component (GO): cytoplasm
Molecular function (GO): ATP binding; protein serine/threonine kinase activity
Source: RefSeq, a predicted model, not a curated record
AUGUCAGCCUCGUCUCCUGCACGAGUGUCGAUCCGACACCCACACAACUACAACGGCGUACGGCGGUCAUUGGACCAAGAGACACUCGACUACUACGGGAUACCCAACGAGGACGAAUCGGUCCAUAAGCCGCGUCCGCCCCCGAAGUCUGCGACGAGCAGCCCCGCCAUCAGCGUCAAUCCGAAUCCGCCCCCGCGUCCCUCCCGCGCCAACACCGCCACACUGGACGACGAAUUCGAGGAUCUCUACGACGAGCCCGUGCCUGCCCCUGAGAUGUUGUCGCCCAAGGAGCUCCCUGCGGCCCCCUUGCCCACUCCAUCUGCAUUUGGCACACGCUCUCGCUCUGGCACUGGCACAGCCAAGGGCAAGAAGAGCAUGUUCAGCUUCAUGGACAACUUUUUGACCGCGCAGAAAAAACCGGAAAUAUCGACACCAUACGACCCAGUCCACCUCACACACGUCGGCUUCAACUCGUCCACGGGCGAGUUCACCGGUCUGCCCAAGGAAUGGCAGCAGCUGCUUUCCGAUUCCGGCAUCUCCCGCCUCGAACAGGAGCGCAACCCCGAGGCAGUCAUGGAGGUCAUGAAGUUCUACCAAGAGACCAAUGGCGCCGUGGCCAUUGGCGAUGUCUGGGACAAGAUGAACCCCGGAUCGCCCACGGGCGGCAAGUCAUCACCGCCCGACCUGCCCUCCAAGCUGCCCAAUGGGUUCCAGAACCCGCGCCCCCCGCCACAGCCACCGACCAAGAAGCAGACGUCGCCACAGGCUGCGUCCCCUGCCCCCUCUGCCUUUCGCCCGGCCCCAUCCGCACCCUCUACGGCCGCACCGUCCCUCUCGCUCGACCGCUCCAAGUCCCAGCGCAGUCCGCCCUCGCCCCAGCCCCAGCCCGAAGUUGCGCGCUCCAAGUCCCAGCGCGAGCCCCCGAGAGCGCCCAGCGCCACCCGCCCCGCCCCCCAGCCAGGCCAGAAGAUCGCACAGGGUCACCACGUGCGCGAACGCGCCGACAAGAACACGCCCCAGCCCAGCCCCGCCCUCGCCAGCCUCGCCAAACAUGCCCCCGACAAGGCCCCCACUCAGUUCAGCGGUGUCGCUCCCCCCGGCUCCACCGCCACCCCGAGACGGCGCGAAAAGAAGGAAAAGAGCGACGGCGACAUUGUCAAGCGCUUGCAGGCCAUUUGCACAGACGCCGAUCCCACCCGAUUGUACCGCAAUCUCGUCAAGAUUGGACAGGGCGCGUCCGGAGGUGUGUAUACCGCCUACCAAGUCGGCACCAACCUCUCUGUCGCGAUCAAGCAAAUGGACCUCGACAAGCAGCCGAAAAAAGACCUCAUCAUCAACGAGAUUCUCGUCAUGCGCUCAUCUAGGCAUCCAAACAUCGUCAACUACAUCGACUCGUUCUUGCACAAGAACGAUCUCUGGGUCGUCAUGGAGUACAUGGAGGGCGGAAGUCUCACCGACGUCGUCACCGCCAACCUCAUGACCGAAGGCCAAAUCGCUGCCGUGUCGCGCGAGACCGCCCAAGGUCUCGAGCAUCUCCACCGCCACGGUGUCAUCCACCGCGACAUCAAGAGCGACAAUGUUCUGCUCAGCCUUCAAGGCGAUAUUAAACUCACCGACUUUGGCUUUUGCGCCCAGAUUUCCGAUCCUGCCCAUUCCAAGCGUACGACCAUGGUCGGUACCCCCUAUUGGAUGGCGCCCGAGGUCGUCACGCGAAAAGAAUACGGCCCCAAGGUCGAUAUCUGGAGUUUGGGCAUCAUGGCCAUCGAAAUGGUUGAAGGCGAGCCGCCGUAUCUCAACCAGAACCCGCUCAAGGCUCUGUACCUGAUCGCUACAAACGGAACCCCGACCAUCGCGAACCCUGAUGCGCUUUCGCCCGUGUUCAAGGACUACCUCGCCAAGACGCUCGAGUCGACGCCGAGAAACGACCCGAUGCGGCACAGCUCCUACAGCACCCGUUUUUCCAAAAAGCUGAAUCGCUAA